UAUGUGGUCGACAAAGUGAGUUAACUAUAUAUAAUGUGAGUCCCUCAUCUGUUGAACUUAACACUAAAUUAAAAACAAAUUAUUUUAUCCUACUACGCAAUAAAUACGUACUAUUAAAUCUUUGAUAGCCAUUUUUUAACAUUGCUAAGAAUUAAUUAUUUUCUUAGAAAUGGAGUCGUAUUUUACAAUAAAUCAAAGAUUUACUAAAUCCUGGGAAUUCUUUCAAAUUUUGAAGAGUUAUGAAGAUAAUGAAAAAUUUCAACUUUUUACUUCCAAUAGUAAAUAUCUAAAAAGUAUGGAUCUCUCGCGGUACCCUAAAUGCAAUCAGAAUCUUAUUUACGAUGAAAUUUAUUUGAAGUGUACGUAUGGUGGUUUACAGAAAAGUAAAGGAUGCGAUGUGUUACCAAGACUAUCUCAAAAGACCGGCUGCAAAGCUAAAAUAGAAGUAAGAACAAGUGCUGAUAAAGAUUAUUUAUACAUAACCGAUUUGUGUUAUGAACAUAAUCAUAGUCCUCUCCAGGUAUUUAAUCAACGCUUGGUAAAAAAAAGAUGUGUUCAGUGUGAAGAGAGUUUACUCAGCAUAGAGACUCAUGAUGACUCUACUAUUCAAGAGCUAAGGCGACAAAAAAUUAUGAUAUUGGGAAAAAGAUUAGAAAAUCAUUUUCUAAACUGUUCAGAAGAAGAUUAUAAAGCUAAAGAAGAAUCUUUUGAAAAAUUAUUGAGUUUAUUUGAUAACGGAAGCUAUACUCCAGUAUGGGCUAUGGAGCCUAUGAGUAUAAGUCAAUUAUUAUCUAAUUUACCCGAUUAUUCCAAUUCUGAAGAAUCAGAAGAUAUUUACCUGUCAAAUAAUAAUGAUGACAAUAAUGAAUACAUAGUGCAAGAUAUAACUUCAAAAGAAAAUAACAUCAUUAUUAGUAUUCAGGAUUCAGUUGACAAAAAUGUUAACAAAAAUAACAUGUCAAUUAAUGAGCCACCGCUAAAUUUUAAGGGUUUCGAAUUUAAAGCCCAAGAAACAUCACAGAAUAAAUUGGUUCAAAUGGAAAAAAUUAUAGAAGAAAUGGCAGCAAAAUCACCCAUACAACCUAUUUUGAUACCAAGUGGAAAAUCUGACGUAGAAUUGCAUUCUAAAUUACCAGUUAAUCCUAAAAAUUUAAUAAUAUUAGAUACUAAUAAAAAAGUAAGAAGUUGCGGGCGACCCAAGCGAUAUGCUUAGAUUAACAACUUUAUUCUAUAAUAAUAAAAUUUAUUAUUGAUUAAAAAAAGAACUUCACGUUCUUCAAAUCUUUAAUAUGGAUCUAAAUUCUAUUUCAAUUUAUUAUUUGUGUUUUUUUAUUUUUAUUCUAACAACAAUUUUGUUUGAGAUAUGA
Molecule: messenger RNA, 1367 nt
Organism: Microplitis mediator
Lineage: Eukaryota; Metazoa; Arthropoda; Insecta; Hymenoptera; Braconidae
Exons: 3
Coding region: 170-1213 (347 amino acids)
Source: RefSeq, a predicted model, not a curated record